Messenger RNA from Racocetra persica, 413 nucleotides. The record is from the annotation of a GenBank genome assembly. Lineage: Eukaryota; Fungi; Glomeromycota; Glomeromycetes; Diversisporales; Gigasporaceae.
AACAAACAAUACUGCCUAAUAUGAAAAAUAAAGUAAUCUAUAAUGAAACUAUUAAAGAGGCUUUUGCAAAAAUUUUACGCAAGCAUCAAACAAAUAGGAAUAAUAUUUUUUUACUAACUGAGAAACCAAUUAAUGAAAAAGAUCCUUAUAGAUCUAGUAAACUUCCAAAACGAAGAUAUACUACUGUUGGCUUGUCAAAAGUUAAUGUCGGAACAAAAGAUCAAAUAAUUGUUAAAAAUAAGUCAAAUUCACACGAUGAAAAUACUGAAAUUGUUUCGCUAUCAACACUGAGAAGAAAAAUUGACAAUCCUGCUUUAGAAGAGCUUUUUGAAACACAAAGUUUUGAUCGCAAAAAGAACAAGGCCAAAUCUUGCAAUAUUGAAUUGGAAAUUUUAGAUCCUGAUAGCAUCUAA